This is a messenger RNA of Rotaria sordida, 3389 nucleotides long. The record is from the annotation of a GenBank genome assembly. NCBI's taxonomy places the organism in Eukaryota, Metazoa, Rotifera, Eurotatoria, Philodinida, Philodinidae.
AUGCCACAGGCUAAGGAAAUUGAUGAUAUCAAUUGGCUGUCCAAUUCGAACAAAAUUGGAUAUGGAUACAAUCCUAUACGAGGUGAUCCUGUCUGCUAUACGGGUGAUUGUCACAUGAGUGGAUUCGGUCGAAGCAUCUUCCAGUUGGACUAUACAAAUCCACCACAAGGCUCUUGCACGACAAAAUUGAUUCCAAAAAAUGUCGAACUUGAUUGUAUUCCAUCCACAGAACCAAAACUUGAACUAUCUGAUAAUUUUCGUUAUGUCAUACAAAAUCUUCCAGCAACUGGCACAUACACAUCAGCUGUGAAGAAAUACAUUCAGGACUACAUCAUCAAUUAUUUUGGCUUUACGUAUAUCACUGAAUUAUUGCUUGGUGGGAUUGCUCAAAUGACAACUGUGAUAAACCAAUCAUCUAUUGUUCCAUUACAACAGGAAGGUAUAAGUGGCACAGAAAUGGUUCAAUUGUCAUUUAGCAAAAUAUUUAAUUUCAACUACAACGAAAAUGAAAUGAAGAACUUGAGCAAAUUUGAAACAUUUCAACGCUAUGUUAAAUCAUCGAUGGCAACCAUUAUUGGUGGUGAGAUAUACAAGAACGAUCAAAAGCUUAAUGAAUGGUUUCAGACAAUUCCUGACAAUCCAGUUAUAAUAAAGUUCACCAUUCAAUCUAUUUUCGACUUGAUUACACCUGAACGUUUUCUCAAUGACACUAAUAUUCAAGAGAAAGCAGGUUACAUCAUGCAAGCACUAGAAGAGUAUGUCAACAAGACAUCUACAGUCUAUUGUGAAAAUCAAUGCACAAAUGCAGCACAGGGUACCUGUCAACCAUUGGGUGCCUAUGCUUAUGGUAUAUGCGUUUUUAUGACUGUUGUCAUUGAUAUCUUUCGUAUACAACGAGCCAUUUCAUUUGUUCAAGCCUUAAGUCGAGCUCGAGCUGCUACUUAUAUUGUAUGGAAAAUUACUGAUGAACCAUCGAAUAUAAACAACUAUUUAGAAAUAGGUCUCAAAAAAGAUGAUCUCAUUGGUGAUAUUCAUUUUUCAAAUAUCCAUUUUUCUUAUCCAUCACGACCUGAUGUUCCUAUUCUCAAGGGACUGUCAUUCGAUGUUAAGCGUGGUCAAACUGUUGCACUUGUUGGUUUAUCUGGUUCAGGAAAAUCAACAUGUAUACAAUUAUUACAACGAUUCUAUGAUCCUUCUUCUGGUUCAAUUUUAAUUGAUGGAAAACAAAUCAAUGAAUACAAUCUCAAAUGGUUAAGACAACAUAUUGGUGUUGUUAGUCAAGAACCAGUUUUAUUUCAUACAACUAUACGUCAAAAUAUCUUAUUGGGUAGUGAUUCAGCUACUGAUGAAGAAAUGUAUCAAGCAGCUAAAAUGGCUAAUGCACAUACUUUUAUCAUGACUUUACCCGAUAAAUAUGAAACUAAAAUAGGUGAACGUGGCGCUACGUUAUCAGGUGGACAAAAACAAAGAAUUGCUAUUGCUCUAGCACUUAUUCGCGAUCCCAAAAUUUUACUUCUUGAUGAAGCUACUAGUGCCCUUGACAGUGAAAGUGAAAAAAUUGUACAAGAAGCUUUAGAUCGUGCUGCUCAAAGUCGAACAACAUUAGUGAUUGCACAUCGUCUGUCAACAAUUCGUUAUGCUGAUAAAAUUAUCGUCAUGCAACAAGGAGAAAUAGUUGAAGAAGGUGAUCAUGAGUCAUUAAUGCAAAUUAAAGGUGUAUACUACGGACUUGUUCAACAGCAAAGCUUACGACAAGCUGAAGAAGAAGAAGAAGAAGAAUUUGAACAAAAAAAAGCAGCAGAAAUGUUCCUUUUUGAUCAAACUAAUUCAGAUUAUUUCGAUAUUCGAAGAAAUCAUGGCUCAACAAUAGUUAGCAUUAGUCCAUCAAUAUUUUCUUUAUUAUAUAGAAACAGAAACUAUACAGUAAGUGAAGAAGACAAUGAAAGUUAUCUAUUUGCUUGUUCUGGUGAAAUUCUCACUAAACGUCUUCGUUCCAAAGCCUUUCGAGCUAUUCUUCGUCAAGAAUCUGCUUAUUUCGAUCAAGCACAACAUAGUACAGGUGCAUUAUGCACACGUUUAGCAACCGAAGCAUCAGCUGUACAAGGUGCAAGUGACGUUCAUUUUGGUAUUAUUUUUCAAAGUCUUCUCUCAAUGAUCUCUGGUAUUUUUUUGGGAUUUGCUUUUUCCUGGCAAUUGACACUGUUGAUCAUGGCAUUUCUUCCAUUUCUAUUACUUGGAAGUAUUUCAAGAAUUCGUUUAACAGCAAGAUUUGAAAGGAAAGACAACAAGAUUUUAGAAAAUGCUGGAAAGGUUUGAAAAAUUAAUUACUCAAUUUUAUGUAAAUGCUUGGAUUUUAUGAUAAGUAGAUGAAAUCAUAGACACAAGUAAUUUAGCAGCGUCAAUAUUUUGCUACGCAGUACCAUUCUAUUUUUGAAACUAGCAUAAUAAUGACAAAUUCUAACUACCUAAAAUGUGUACUCUGAGCAAAGAUAUUUUUGUCUCUCAAAUAUUAGAUAAACGUCGCAAGAGAAAAUUCGAUGAUUUACUAUUUCGAAUUCUUGUUGUGGAAGCCAUGAGACAUGUUCUUCUAAUGAGUAAUGAACACCUUCGUUGUGUAAGUCUUUCUUUCACAGUGAAAAGUUCAUCAAUAUGCAUUCAAAUUUGUUGAAAGAAACGUCUAAUCUUAAGAAACUCUCGCAUUAAUCUAUGACAAAGAAAAUCAGUAACGUUGCUAAUUGAGCCACAGUGUUAAAACACGAAUGUGUAAAAUAGUGGAGAAAAAAAAUGCAUGAAAAGUAAAACAGCGAAUACGUCUAAUGGCGAAAACAAAUACAGAAUAUUUCAAGAGUGACGAGUGCAACGUAAAAUACGAGUAACUGACGAGAGAACUAUUUCAACUUUUCAAUCACAUUUUCUUCCAACAUAUGUGGUUGUAUGGAAUUAAUUGCGCUGAUUCUAUACAUCAGACUCUUACCGACUUGUAGUUUUCCUUCGAUGCCAUGUUCUAGUUUCUGAUCUUUUCCUGGCAGAGGUAACUUUUUCUGCCAGUACCCUUUAAACAGCAUAUCUCAUUUAUCUGAACUUUGAAGAGAACGGAACAUGUACCAUAUGAUUUAUUAAUUAUUUGCUUGUUAACACUACAGUUUUUAUCUAAUCUUUGAAUCGAUAACGUACGAAUUUUUAUUUUGUAUAACACAUAACUAAUGCCGGAUUUUUUUUCUAAAGUACUAACGACCAUUUUUUGAAUAACUUUUUGUCACUUUGAGCUGUCGAGCUGCGGUUUUCACCUUCCAAUAGAGUAAGGGAAGGAACAUUUUACAUAUAUAAGAUUCAUUCAGGUCGUGACUUUUUAUCAUGAUCUUAUCGGGACUGAAGAAUUUUUCGAUGUC